UCCUGGAGUAGUUGAUGGGCUAUGGUUAAGUGGCUUGCACACUGGUCUGGAGGUGUUAUUUUACCAGAUUUUCUUCCGCUGUCUGACUCGGCCCUGAAUGGUUUUUGUUUGUACUAAAAUCAACGUAUUUUCUUAUUGAUUUUAUACCAAUUUACAUAUUGAUUGCUUGACAAACAAGUAUCAGCAGUCCAAAGUCAGCCUACUAAUUUGCCUAUUCCUUUUUGUACGUUAUGUUAUGCCGUAGUGGCUGGGCGCUCAAACUCUUGUCAAAGUUUUUUUGAAUUUUUUUUAGGAUAAUUAAUUGGACAGUUUCACAAGGACAUCAGUAACAACACUGACAGCUGUCGUUGUCUCUGCAGCCCUUACCAUGGAGGAGGUGACGCGCCUGGUAUCGUCAGGCGACUGUGUGAAGAUCUGGGACUCAGCCUCCAUGACAGUGUUGGAACAGUUCAACCCACACAGCGCUACACACCCUGUGGCCCAAGUGUGCUGGAGCAGCAACAAUCAGUAUCUUGUAAGCGCCAGCAGUAUAGGAGACAAGCUGGUGGUAUCCAGUCUCAAGACCUCUCCUAUCCCAGUGGUGGAGCUUGCAGAGGGGAAAAAGCAGACCCGCGUGAGUCUGAACUCGACGUCCCAGUACUUAGUGAGCGGGGGGCUUGAUAACUCAGUCAACAUCUGGGAUCUGAAGGCCAAGAGGCUUCAUCGCACCCUUAAGGACCACAAAGAAGAGGUGACGUGCGUGUCCUUUAACGGCAGUGACAGCUACAUCGCAUCGGGCUCCACCAGUGGUGACAUCAUCCUGCACAGCAUCACCACCAACCUGUCCAGUAAGGCCUUUGGACACGGCACCAACCAGCCCAUCCACGACCUGAAGUACUCUGUGGUGAAGCGCUCCCUGCUGGGCAGUGUGUCAGAUAGUGGCUCAGUGGUCCUGUGGGACGCCAAUACUCAGAAGGAGCUGCAUGUGUUUGAUGGAGCCCACAAGGCCCCCGCCUCGGGCCUGGCCUUCUCCCCAGCCAACGACCUGCUCUUUGUCACUGUGGGCCUGGACAAGAAGAUCAUCUGCUACGACACCUCCAGCAAGAUUGUUCUCCGCAGCAUGCGUGUGGAGUCCCCAUUGACGGCCAUUGACUUCACUCCAGAUGGGGCAGGCCUGGUAGUGGGCUCCACCCAGGGCAGACUGUAUCUGUAUGACCUGCGCAACCUCAGCGCCCCCACCAAGACUGCCACCGCACACAAGACCUCCAUCACCAGCCUGCGCUUCCAGAGCUCCCAGAGCAGACACCUCAAGUCCAGUAAAAUGGCGUCCAGCAAGUCUUCCAGCGCUCACACAAGCAAGAGGAUCUCAGCCAGGCUGGGUAAUACCUACCUACCAGCAGUUACCCCCAGCUCCACCUCUACACCCCCCUCUAGCCUGCCUGCACCCCACACGGGAGAUGGAGGGGAUGGACAGGCCCAGGGCACAGGCUCCAGUGUGGAAGUGGUCUCCAGAGAGGCGGAGGGCCAGCCGGGUGCUGACCGCCUGCCCAGUCUGGACAAGUUCAGUAGCGUGGGUAGAAACAGCCUGGACAUCUUCUCCCCCGUAAGAGACGAUUACAAAGCCCAUGGGAUGGGUGGUGAUGCUCCUGGUGGAAUGAAAGGGAAUGGGCCCAGUUUGGAUAUGUUCUCCAGAGAAGGAGAAGGGCAGAACAGCACGGAGAAGUUCAGCAAAGUGGGACGCAACAGUCUGGACAUUUUUUCUCCUGUCAGAGAAGAUUACAAAACCCAUGGAAUGACAGCAGAUGUAACAAGUGGGACGAAAGGAAACGAUCUGGACUUCCUCCCUUCCUACUCUGGUGGACCCCCACACCGCAAGACUCCCCUGGGCACCCCUGGAGGAGGGCGAUGUUACAGCCCCCUGUCUGUCUUCCAGACCCCUCAACCAAUCAAAGAGGAGGAGGCCGAGCCAUCAGUGCAGACAGACACACGGGACUCGAGAAGGUAUGAGAAGGGUGGUGGUUCCAGUCUGGAGGGUGAAGGCCCCACCCCACCCACUUCAUCAGCCCAGACCUCGCACAGCCAACCAGCACCGCUGUUCUUCACCCCUGAACCAGGCCUGAGGAGGGCCAAUGACAUGCAGGCCCAACUGCGCUACAACACACCCCUAAAUGGUGGUCCGUCCACUACUGCACCAGCAGGCCCUGCAGUGUCUUCUGCGGUAGCAUCCUCUCUAUCAGAGAGAAUAGUGGAGACUGUUGGAGCAGAGGGUGGAGGCGCUCCCCUCACAUCCCUGCAGAUCCAUUUCAUCCGCAACAUGAUCCAUGAGACCCUGGAAGACUUCAGGGACGCCUGCCACCGAGACGUAGUGAACCUCCAGGUGGAGAUGGUCAAACAGUUCUACAUUCAGCUGAACGAGAUCCAUGGUCUGAUCGAGAAGUACUCGGUCAACGACUCGCUGGUGGAGGAGAUCGAGAAGCUGAGGGAGGAGAACAAACGACUCCGAGCCAAUUACUGAGAGAUUGACUUGAUGGAUUUACCACCUCAUCACCCCUAGAAACAGUUGUCCCCUCUCAACUCAGAAAGUAUUCCACAGAGCUUUAGGUCUCUGUGGGACAAUCGUGCCACAGACAAAGCCUUUUUUUGUGUCCUGGUUUAACCCCUUCCAUCUCUUCCCAUGGCAUGCAGGGACCAUUUUCUAUUCUCACCAGUUCACAUUUUUUGUACAUCUCAAACUUGGCAAGGGUCUUGGAAUGAAUUAACUCUUAAGUGCCUUACUGGUAGUUAACCAAGGGUUGACCAGUAUGUUCUAUGCAAAGUGUGCUAUCAGUCACAGGGUUGCAUUGGUCAUACAAAUCAUCUGUGACUGUGGUUAUCAUUGCUGGACUGGCCCCGGUGAGGGCAUGGCACAAUUUUAGCCAAAUUCCAAACCAUUCUCUCCUUGCAUUAGGUCCUUGUUUAAAGAGAGGUCAACAAGGACCCAGGGAUAGGAAGAUGCAUUACCUUGCGCUUAAAUACACCACUAAUAUUGAGUUGCAAUAUUUAACAAGUGACAUCAAUAAGGGAUUAUAGCUUUCACCUGGACAGUCUGUCAUGGAAAGAGCAGGUGUUCUUAAUGUUUUGUAUGCCCGGUAUACAUCUCUCUUCAGCAUAGUAUGGUUGAAGUUGAUAGUAUCUUUGGCUUUUACUAGCACACUGAAACAAAAUAUUAGGGCAUACCUUUGAUGAAAGACAAUCAUGAUACUGUCUUUGUGGACUAGGCAAGAAAAUGCCAUAUUGGUCAUCAUUUUCUAACAGUAAGCAAAGUGGUGCCAAGCGCCCUCUAUGAAGUGUGCUUGCGCUGCAAAGUUUGCCCAUCAGUUAUUUGUUUCUUUUGUUGUUUUGUGAAGAGGAAUAUAAAUACUAGUUGUGUACAAUC
Messenger RNA from Coregonus clupeaformis (lake whitefish), 3394 nucleotides. RefSeq names its product NEDD1 gamma-tubulin ring complex targeting factor (gene nedd1). The record is from RefSeq and is a predicted model, not a curated record. Gene Ontology annotation, molecular function: gamma-tubulin binding. Gene Ontology annotation, biological process: microtubule nucleation; mitotic cell cycle. The transcript is spliced from 16 exons. NCBI's taxonomy places the organism in Eukaryota, Metazoa, Chordata, Actinopteri, Salmoniformes, Salmonidae. Gene Ontology annotation, cellular component: ciliary basal body; pericentriolar material; spindle pole. The coding region runs from base 368 to 2494 and encodes 708 amino acids.